CCGGAAGUGGGUGGUGGAGUCACCGUCAUCCAACUGGUCACACCAUCGCCGACAUACUGCCUGCUGGGAUGUAGUUCUCCACCGGAAAACUACAAAUAUUGUUAGAAAUCGGAGAUCACUUACGAUCUCGGCGAUAACUCGUCGAAAGGAUCCGCUACCAUCGUUCAGUUUGGAGGAGAAAGGAGGAAAGAGGCGCGUUGCCAAAAUGAUGGAAGAAAUAGACAGAUUUCAAGUGCCGAGUGCUGUACAGGAGGCGGAGAUGCAGGCUGAGAUGCAGCCGCUGGACCCUGCCUCGUCCACAGCUUCAGAGGCUGACUCAGACACCAGAGAGGGGGAGCCUGUCACUAUAAACUACAAGCCUUCACCUUUGCAGAUGAAAAUAGAGAAACAGAGAGAGCUGGCUAGGAAGGGCUCGCUGAAGAACGGCAACACUGUAGGUAGUCCAGUCAACCAGCAGCCCAAGAAGAACAAUGUCAUGGCCAGAACACGGUUGGUAGUUCCCAAUAAAGGCUAUUCGUCUUUAGACCAGAGCCCAGAUGAGAAGCCUUUGGUGGCCCUAGAUACAGACAGUGACGAUGACUUUGACAUGUCUAGAUACUCCUCAUCGGGAUACUCUUCAGCCGAGCAAAUCAAUCAAGAUUUGAACAUUCAGCUGCUGAAAGAUGGCUACCGCCUUGACGAAAUCCCUGACGACGAGGACCUGGAUCUGAUCCCACCCAAAUCAGUCAACCCUACCUGCAUGUGCUGCCAGGCAACCUCCUCUACCACCUGUCAAAUACAGUAACCCUGCCUUUCCAGCCUUCUGCCCCCCUGCUCUUUUCCACACAACAUGAGCUCCCCUGCCCUCCCGUCUUUAUCUGCUGUGACUUUACUUCGCCAUGACCGUGGCGACAGUGAGACCUUGUUAGAAUAUCGUAAGUGCUAUGAUGAUAUUGACAACAACAAAUAAUCAAAUUACCUUAUAGAAACCUUGGUUUAAAAUCUAGGAGAAUGAACAUGUUUGAAAUUAAUCAAUAUGUAAUAAAAAGAUUACUAAAGCGAUGGUUUCCUCCUAUGGUAGGACUUGCACUUGUGUUUGAGAGCUCUUCUCCUGGUCAACAUGAUUUAACAUAACACACUGAUAAAAGCUGACAAAAAAGAAAAGUUUGUUUGAUGCUCUAAAGUGAUUUCAGUUUCCCAGAAGAAUAAGAAACAUUAUCAUAACUGACUCAGCUGUUCUGUUUACCUGAAUUCUGAGUUGCAUUUAUAUAUUUUUUAUUUUCUAGUUUGUUUGUUUUUAUUUAAAUGCUUACUUUUUUAACCUGAGGGAUCAUUAAGAUUGAAUGUGCUGAUGCUCAGAUAUUUGAUAGUGUCGUAGAAGUCUGAUUCUCCAAACAGAGGAAACUGUAUUGUUGUUGUACCUUAAGGGGUUAAUAUGUAGCACAGGCCAGGUCAUUGCACUCAUUAACACCACCUUCAAGACUUCUGCUCUCUCUGCCUAAAUGGCAAAGAGAGAUGUGGCAUCACAGAGUUUAGGAGUGAAUGUAUGAAAUCGAAUAGCUGAGGAACAAACUGCAUGAAGAGCAUCUGACUGAAUAAUCGAAUGGUAAAUAAUGAGCAAGUAGCUUUUUGCACCACAGUUAAUUUGUGCAAUCACACACUACUGUUGUUGCAUUGUUUUCAAUUUGCACAUUUUGCUUUUUACUUUUUUUGGGGAGCCCUUAUCAUUGUACUGUUUCCUGCAGAGCAGUGAAAAUGAACUGUGUAGAAAGGGAUGAUUACAUAUUGUUUCUUGCUCUGAUCCCUGCGUUAUCAAGGCCAAAGCAACCUGAUGAUCACCGGACACUCCCUCCUUCCCGUUUCUGUGUCAGUGCCACAGAUCAUUAGGUGAACACAGGCUCACACACCAGAGGGGGUGUACUUCGAAGUGAGAUUAAUGAGCUAACGGGCUAUCUUAAGCUUAAAGUCAGAGAUUUAAGUGUUAGAAAGGUUGCUGUCUUUUCACCUGACUAAAUCAUCAUGGUAAAUACUGCUGAUCGCAAAAAACGAAAGCCAGACUUAACAAAGGCAGCUGACAGCCACUGUUGUGGCGUUUUAGGUUUUGUCAAGCCAACUAACACAAAGAUAGCCUGGCUAUGUUGAAUUUGCUUCAUGGUAUACGUCUUAGAAAGAUGACUCAACUCACACACACAAACAUGCAUAUGCAUGCAUAGACCUACAAUGCCAAAAUAAUAAGUGAGACAGCAUCGAUUUCUGUUUUGAACAGAAUGGAAAUCGUUUUGCUAUUGCAACAUCAAGGAUCGUUGACUUGGAGCACUAAUGCCCUUCAUUUACGACCCUCUCUCCUCUAAAUUAGCUGUUUAUUUGCAAUUAGAGUAUGCCUUAAGUAUAGAAAAAACUUAAAAGAUGUCUGUGUUCAUGCCAUCUUGAUUAGUUUAUUUGAAGAGCAUUUGCUGUCUAAGAAGUUAUGCUUUUUUUUCUUUUUACAUUUAGACACAAGUGAUAACUGUUUUUUUCUUCUUCUUUUUUUAAAAAAAGGAAAACAAAAGAUUUUCUUGUAAUGUAAACACUUCCAUUACAGUAUUUAACAAUGUUAUGUGCAGUGUAUGAAAACAACAAAUAAACAAAAUGCAAAUGAAACAGCGUCUGAUGCGCUUUGUUAUCCAUAAUAACAUUAUUCAUAAUUUUUUUAUGGUAAUAUAUAAUAAUGGCUGUACGGUGUGACCUAUGAGUGUGAGAUGUGAAAAAGAAGAAAGAGGCGAAUGCUUAAAAAGAAAAAAACCAAAAGAUAAUUUUAAUGUUAAAACAUUUGAGCAACAAUUAUUACACAGGUAUGUGUAUUGCAAUAGCAUGGGAUUUGCAUUGACAGUCCCUGAUUACAGUACAGUAGCAUCAGAAGUAAGGGCUUCAACCUGAAAGGCACCAGCAUCCAAUCACAGUCAUCAUAAUGCCAAAAAAGAAGAAAAAUGAAAUAAAAUAAGCAUUUCACUUCACAAAUAUAUGUAGUUUGUAUUCUACAAGCUACAGACUCUAUUUGGACAUUUGAAUGCAUCCUGUUACAAGUACAAAAGAAAGCUAAUGACAUCAAUGAUAAUUCAUCUGGCUCCUGUAGUGGCUUAAUAAGACCUGUCAUUCCAUUCGUAAUAUUAUAAAAGAUUCCCAGACAAAUAAAACAUACACUGUACCAAAGAAAAUACAUACAAACAUGCUACAUGAUGGAAUUUGUUGAACUAACCAAGAAAGCACUCCUCAAAUGGAAGGACAAACAAUAAGAAUAAAAAUAAUAAUAACAAUAAUAAUAAUUAGGACUCUAUGCUGCGAGAAAUGUUGUGCUUCCAUGUCAACACCAGGGGGUGUAAUUUUAA
Messenger RNA from Oreochromis niloticus (Nile tilapia), 3344 nucleotides. It is a transcript of the gene fam219ab, whose product is annotated as family with sequence similarity 219 member Ab. NCBI's taxonomy places the organism in Eukaryota, Metazoa, Chordata, Actinopteri, Cichliformes, Cichlidae. The coding region runs from base 206 to 784 and encodes 192 amino acids. The transcript has 6 exons. The record is from RefSeq and is a predicted model, not a curated record.